AUGGAUCUUCCGGAGAACAAGCUGGCAGACUUCAUUAAAGACAAUGAAAAGGCCAAGUGGAGACCAGUCAACAAUCACUAUAUAACUCAAUUCACUCAAUGUGACAUCCAAAGGAUCACAAAGAAUUAUGCCACACCCAUUGGGAAAGGGGCUUUUGGAGAAGUUUACAUAGGGCUUCUUGAUAAUGAGGCAUUGAACUACAUGCACUCAAUGUAUCAACCCAUCAUUCAUGGUGACAUCAAGCCUGAAAACAUACUUCUAGAUGAUAAAUUGGGUGCAAAAUUAUCUGAUUUUGGAAUAUCAAGGAAGAAAAUAUGUGAAAACGGGACGUGUAGUGAUCUCACAGAAAACUUCAUGAAGGCUGUUGAAAAGGGUAAAAAGAUAAGAGAGAUGCUUGAUACUGAAAUUUUGAAUGCUGAUUGGAAAACUUUGAAUAAAGUUGGAAAGCUUGUAGCUGAUUGCCUCAAAAGGAACCUCAAUGAACGCCCUGAUAUGAAAGAUAUUGUACAGCGUCUUCACAAGCUUCAUGAUCAAGGGAAGGGAAAAACUACUCAAUGGUCGUUACGGGGAGAACAGAAAGUCAACCAGGACAAUAUAACCACUGCCAACUCAAACUCUGCAUUGCUUUACAAGGAGCUGGGGCCAACUUUUAGGAGUGGCAAUAUUAUUAGUAGAGGCAACUAUUUUGAAACUUACAGGGGGUAUAUUCACUAUCUUGGCGAUGAUAAAUGUCCAGUUGCAGUUACGAGAUCAAUAACAAAGAGUGUUGGACAUGAUUCUGUAAUUGUAAAAGAACUUUACUUUCAAGCUCAACUCAGUCACGUGAACAUUCUUAGGCUCAUUGGUUAUCACUUAGAUAAUGAUAUCCUUGUUCUGGUCUUUUACUUUGCGUCGUCCAAGGGUAGCCUCGACGGCAUUCUUCUUGGCAUCAACAGGAUGCCUCUCAGUUUGGAUAAGUAUAUUUCCCAAGAUGCUGCCCAUGUCAUUGGUGAUAGGAGACUUAUAGAUCCAGUGUAUCUGCAGACUGGCCGGUUAACCAUUAGAUCUGAUGUUUUCAGUUUCGGGAUUGUGCCGUUAGAACUCUUUACGAGGAGAAAACACUCGGUUCCCGACGGUAAUUGGUUGCUCCAGGAUUUUCUUGAUGCUUACAGAAAUAAGAAAGUGAUCCAGCUUGUUGAUCCAGAAAUUGCAAUAGCAGAAAACAUGGAGCUUCUUUACAGUAUCAUAGAAAUAGUUAUGCAAUGCCUAAAUCCUGAUAUUGAUCAAAGUCCAUUGAUGAUAUAUGUGGCAAAGUGUCUCCCGGACACGUUGAAGAGACCUCAGGGCAAACAAAUAGAGUGUGAUUCGCUGCUGAGCAGGGGCGGAGGCAAGUAUUUGGCAAGGCUUGGCCUCCGCCAUAGAGUGUGA
Messenger RNA from Miscanthus lutarioriparius, 1407 nucleotides. The record is from the annotation of a GenBank genome assembly. NCBI's taxonomy places the organism in Eukaryota, Viridiplantae, Streptophyta, Magnoliopsida, Poales, Poaceae.